AUGGCAACGAGAUCACGGACACUGGGAGGUACAAGAACACAGAAUCCUACCAGAGUACAGAUCCAACCUGGAACUCCUGUUGAUGAAUCUGGAGAAGUGAAAUGCAGUGGACACCAAAUGGUAUGUCCAAAGCUACGUGCUGGACCCACUACAAAGAAUGCAGGACGCGCAUUUUAUUGUUGUCCACUACCUCGAGAAGAUCCUAAAAGAUGUAAAUUCUUCAAGUGGCACGAUGAGUUGUUCCCAUUAGCGAACACGUCAAAUAGUACUGGUGCUGGACCAUCAACUCCUUCUUCAUCAUCACAUAGAGCUUCCGCUUCUACUUUGGUCCAACGGACAAAUCAGACUCUCGGCCAAUCACCUUCUGCCAGAUACGGUAAACCCCUAGGAUCGGUAGCAGGAGUCGGAGCUGGAUCAGGUCCAUCUACAACUAACUCAACCAAGACUGAUCAGCCUACUAAACAUCGAGAGUUAGUUGUAGUAGAUGACGAAGAUGACGAUAACGAAGAUGAGAUGGAAGAAAUCGAUUGGAAUAAAGUAGAUACCGAUGAGAUUGAACGUGAAGCUAUAGCGUCAACACCAGGAUCAUCACAACGUACAAUCAACCCAAAUCCAAGUCAAAAUCAACUUACUCCAGGUGGUACGACAUCUUUCACUGAUAGAUUAAGGAAUGCAGUAGUAGAAGAUGGAUCAAAUAAUAAAAGACAAAGAACAGAAGAAGAUGAUUUACAAUCCCAAGAAAGAACACCAAAAAAAGCAUUGAAUGAUACAAACCCAUUCAUGGCAUCACCUUCUAAUUUGAAUUUACAUUCACCGCCACCACACGCUAUUCUGUCACCGACAAUGUCAUCUCUCGAUCAAAUAUCAGAUCAUCUUCAUCGUCAAGAUAGAUUACUUCGUGCCGCCGAUCAAAUGAAAAAAGGUAUGAGAAUCACUAUCAAGACUUUACAAGACAAGAAUAAGGAAUUGGAAGAUAGGGUGAAGGAAUUGGAGAAACGUCUUGGUGAAUGA
Kwoniella shivajii is the source of this 1011-nucleotide messenger RNA. RefSeq lists its product as uncharacterized. NCBI's taxonomy places the organism in Eukaryota, Fungi, Basidiomycota, Tremellomycetes, Tremellales, Cryptococcaceae. The record is from RefSeq and is a predicted model, not a curated record. Gene Ontology annotation, molecular function: zinc ion binding. The coding region runs from base 1 to 1011 and encodes 336 amino acids. The transcript is spliced from 4 exons.